Trichogramma pretiosum is the source of this 5241-nucleotide messenger RNA. RefSeq names its product serine-rich adhesin for platelets. Lineage: Eukaryota; Metazoa; Arthropoda; Insecta; Hymenoptera; Trichogrammatidae. Gene Ontology annotation, molecular function: ATP binding; transmembrane receptor protein tyrosine kinase activity. Gene Ontology annotation, cellular component: signaling receptor complex. The transcript has 11 exons. The record is from RefSeq and is a predicted model, not a curated record. Bases 1 to 3861 code for a protein of 1286 amino acids. Gene Ontology annotation, biological process: protein phosphorylation; positive regulation of kinase activity; multicellular organism development.
AUGCUACGUCACAUCGUGUGCAUCGAUCGUUUGAAAUCAGAAUCGACCUUUGCCUUACCUGUUAGCUCUCCGUACAAUGCCGUGUCAGCGGCAGCAGGACUGUCGGAUCGCGAGGCGCGGAUGUCUCUGCACACGACGGAGUCGCCUCGCGCCAAGAUACGCCGCGAGCAGGCCUUCCGUAACGUCCUGGCGGCUCGACGUCGCAAGAUGGUCCGACAACGGACUGGCGGCGCAGCAGCAGCAGCUUCAGCAUCAGCGAUUGGGAUGAUGCAGCAGGAGACUAGCAACCACAGCAAAUACAGCAGUAGCGCAGCCGUUAGAAUGGCCCAGAGACGAAGACAGACGAAGAAACCAACGACGCUGGCGGCGGCGGUGGCGAGGGACGAUUUGCUCGAGAUGCAGGAGACGCAGAACGGCGUUUAUCUGACGGUGCCGGAACAGCAGCACUCGAUCAACGAUACGAGCAGCCCGGAGAUCGUCAUCAGGACUCUUGCUACCAAUUCUAAGCGCAGCGGCAACGGCACUUCGAAAUCGUCCAACCGGAACAGCAACAACGGUGCAGUGGCAUCGAUGGAGCAGCAGCAGCAGCAGCGCGGCAAGAAAAUCGUCGUCAUGCCGGCGUCUCUCUACAAUCACUUCAAUCCCGUGGAGAGCAACAUCCCCAUCGAGGACAUGUCCCAGUUCCUGUAUUUCGGCCAAAAAUUAAAAGGAACCGAACCGGUGUCGAGUCAGCAACCGAUGAAGACCAAAAAACUGCUGGAGAUCCUCGACGAGGAGAUGAACAGCGUCGAUCGCGCCAGUGGUCCAGCGUCCAAGUCCACCAAGAUGCGCACGACGAGCCAGCGUGAGCACACGACUGUGUCCGCAGCUGCCGAAAAUUUCGAGACGCAUCGCAAGAAAAACAGCAGCAGCAGCAGCGCGACGAACAGUCAUCAUCAUCAUCAUCAUCAUCAUUAUCAUUAUCAGCACUCGAGGGUAGUCGCCAACGGGACGAGUGGUACGACGAGUACGACAACGACGACGAGUACGAGCACGAGCACAACGACGACAGCUCCAACGAGCAUCGUCAAGGCGCCGAACGUGACGAACGGUAUCAGAGCAGCGCCAGCGAGCUGGAGUGCAUCUAGCACGAGCGAAUCCGCAGCAGCGGGAGCAGCAGCGAUAUCAACGACGCAGCAGCAGCAGCAGCAGCAGGCUCAUACUGUAACAUCGCAGCUACAGCGCCGUGGCGGCUCGCAGUUGCGCAACUCUACCGGCAGCGGUUCGAGCGGCAGCAGCGGCAGUGGAGUCGUCGCGAGCAAUCGGCAACAGCAGCAGCCGCAGCUCGGCAGUACCGGCUCGAGCGUCGAGCAGCAGACAUCGCAGCCGCAACAACAGCAGCAGCCGUCCUCCCAGUCGCAUCGCGUGAGAACUCGGCUACCUCCGUCGUCUACUACUACUACGACUACUACGACUACGACUACGACUACUGUCACUCCUCCCACCAGUCAUCAUCAGCAGAAACAACAGCAGAAGGAAAAGCAGUCCUCGACUGGAUUCACGAUAAGGUGGACAGACACCAGGAACAAGAGGCGCAGGCUCGCCUCUUCCAGUAGGCGGCAAAAGUCCGCGAGAAACAUGGACGAGCUGUCGUCGUCGUCCGCGAACGGCGACACCAAUGAUAAUAACGGUUUCAAUAAGGCCGUCGAUGCCACGAGUAGUAGUACGACGACCACGAGCAGGACAACGACGACGACCGGUAAUAACAGCAACAACGACACCGCCAAUGAGAAUGACGACUCGGGCCUGCAGUCGUCGAUGGACGACGUCGAGCUGAUGCAGACGUCGACGGACGAGGCUCCGAAAAUGUUGGACGCGUCGGAAGUGCAGAAGAUGUAUCGCGCCGGCAGUACGAGUAGUAGUACAACGACGUCGACGACGACGACUCCGAAUUCGAUUAGCAGUAGCAGCAGCAGCAGUAUUAACAGUAGUGGUAUCGGUGCCGAGAGUGCAGUAAAGCAACAGGUUUCAACGAGCAAUGCCAGCGCGAGCGUCAGUCCGGAGCGCUCGCCAGAAGUGCGAGGACGUAAUUUAGACGACAAGUCCAAGGACGACGUGCUGCCGAUCAUGCAGCUCUACAAUAACACGUCGAGCAUGUUCAACGAGACUAUCGGUGGGGGUGGUAGCGAUGUUGUUGUCGUCACGGCGUUGCCCACCGAAAGGAUAUCGACGACGUCGACGACGAGCAAGCCGACCGCGAGCGCGACCAUAACAUCGACGACGACCACUACGACGACGACCACCACCACAACGACGACGACGCAGAGGCCAGUAGUAGUGAACGCGAAUAAUAAUUAUAAUAAUAAUAAUAAUCAUAAAAAUAGUCAUAAUAGAACGACGACGAGUACGGCAAAAACAACGCCGCCGCCGCCGCCGCAUAAUAGGCUGAACAGUGCCGGUUACAAUCCGCUCGACUCGUACAUUGCUUUUAACGGUAGUAGUGCUGCCAGUGGUGGUGUUGGUGUUAGUGUUGGUAGUGGUGGUGGUGGUGCUGCCGCUGGUGCCGUUGGCGCCGCGGCCGCAGCCGUGGGCCCGGAGCUGCUGCUGCCGGCCUACGGCAACGUGAGUGAGGUCGUGUCGCGCAGGCACGACACCGGCGACACGGUGCUCGCCAGCCAGGAGACCGUCACCGUGGUCAGCAUCAUACUGGGCACUCUGCUCCUGUUUCCCAUUGUUCUGGGCAUCGGACUGAUAUUCAGAAGACUGAUAAUUAAGAAUCGUAAGAUGCUCGAGGAGUCGGACACGUCGUCCGAGAUAAGCUGCCGGAAGUACGCGCUGAACCUCGAGAGCGGAGAUUACAAAAUGCCCAUCGAGAAGACCAUGACGAAGCUGCCGAGGAUACAGCACCUGUGCCACGAGUCGGAGAAGCCGCCACCGCCCGCGUCCCCGGAAUCCAGAUGGGAGUUUCCGCGCGACAAGCUGAGGCUGCAGACGGUUCUCGGCGAGGGUAAUUUCGGCCAGGUCUGGAAGGCGGAGGCGGACGAUCUGACGGGUCACCAGGGCACGACGCGGCUCGUGGCCGUCAAGACAGUCAAGGAGGGCGCCUCGGAGCGCGAGAAGGAGGACCUCGUGCGCGAGCUCGAGAUCAUGCAAAAGGUCGGCAGCCAUCCCAACGUAGUCACGCUUCUUGGAUGCUGCACCGAACAAGAACCGCACUAUCUGAUACUCGAGUACGUGAUGUACGGCAAGCUGCUGACCUACCUGAGGGACCAUCGCACCCGCCAGGACUUCUACAACUUCAGCGAGGACUCGGCCGCGCUGACGUCCCGCGACCUCACGGUCUUCGGCUAUUGCGUCGCCCGCGGCAUGGAGUACUUGGCGUCGAAAAAGAUAAUCCAUCGGGACAUGGCGGCGCGCAACGUGCUGGUGGACCACAACAAGCUGUGCAAGAUCGCCGACUUCGGCAUGUCGAGAUUCGCCGACGAGAACGGCGAGGUGAUCGAGACGCGCCACGGCCAGCGCAACGCCCUGCCCAUCAGAUGGAUGGCACCCGAGUCGCUCGUCUAUUCUCUGUUCACGACCAAGACCGAUGUCUGGAGCUUCGGCAUCUUGAUGUGGGAGAUCGUGACGCUCGGCUCGACGCCGUAUCCAGACAUGACGGCCAGGGAGGUGAUGCGCAGCGUCCAGAGCGGCUACAGGCUCGAGCGGCCCUCGCACUGUCGCAGCGAGCUGUUCCGAGUGAUAUCGCGCUGCUGGCACCAGGACCCCGAUCGCAGGCCCGAGUUCGCCUCGCUGAGGCGCGAGCUAGCCCAGCUGCUCGAGGACGGCAUGAACGGCCACUACGUCGAUCUCGAGAGCUUCGCCUCCGAGUGCACGGAUUAGGAUGGACGACGAAGAAGAAAAAAAAUAACAGACACACAUGAAGAAUCGUGUGAAACGUUCUUCGUUGUUUUAUUUUUUUCUCUCUCUCUCUCUCUCACGCACACUCUCUCUUUCUGUUCUCUUUUGUCAGCGGCCUGUGGCAGAGUGUACUUCAUUUUUGUAUUUUUCUUCGAUGUUUACAAAGCUUUAAGUCGUAGUGCCGUAAGAAAUAUAUAUUUAGUAAGAUGCGUCGUGCGUUAUUGUAUUUGUCUGUGUGUAUGAAUUAGUCGGUGUGCUUUGUAUUAGUGAAAAUUGUAUUCUCGAAAAGAAAUUUUUGAACGAGUGAAAAAAAUGGAGCUUGGAAUAUUUCACGCUUUCGGUGCAAAUCUCAACAAAAAAAAUCCAAAGAAAGGCAUUAUUAUUGGGGAAUAAAAGUAAGAUGGUCAUGAGUGUGUAUUUUUAUGUAAAAUUGUCUGUGUGCCCGUGCGAUUGUGUAAUUUCAUUUUUAAAAGCUUUCUUUGACUGUGCAGUCGUAUUGCGAAACGAGCUUGUCAAGUAUUUUUUUUCUAUAAUAUUAAGCUAAGUGCUAAUCGCGUCUAGAAAGUAUACAUGUAUUGUUUAACAAUGAAUCGACAUCAGUGAUGUUCGCGCCAUUUUUCUAAGCUCAUCAUACUGACCCCUACUUAAUCUUAUUUUAUGUAUUUUUAUCUUAUUCGUAUGUAUUUUACAUAAAAAAAUAUGUAUUUGGCCGGCUAAGGUGCAACACUUUAGGAAAACCGUAUAUCAAAGUAGUACUUAAGUAAUUGUCGAUGAGCCAAGUCUCAUUUUUUCGGUUUGACAGUUUUAAUUAAUUAAUCCGUAUUAUGUAUUUGUAAAGUCAUAACACGUGCUCUUCUCGCUAUGAGUAGUAGAAAAAAAUUUUUUAAUUAAGGAAUUUUGUACAUACCUCAUGAAAUCAAAUAUGUAUCAGUUAUUUAAUGUAGGGUAAUUAAUAGCUAUAUUACUUAUAUUGCGCAGAGUUGUUGAAUCCAAGUCACAGAUAUGAAUGGCGAAAAAUUUGAUGACGCGAAUCAACUUAACAAUGUCUUAUUUUUAAUGAAUCUAGUCUUUCGACAUACUUAGAGUAAAGAUCAAGUCGCUAAUAAUUUCGUUUUCUCGUCUAUAAUAUUAUUUGUACACAAGUGCGAUAUACUUUGUAAUAAUGGCGUUGUUAUUGAUUAUUUUGAUCUUGACUCGAUUUUUGUCUGUUGAUAUUUUACGUAGCUUACAUACUGUAUGUUUAUUUUUCGAAUAUCAAAAUUUAUAUUCUAACGAUAAUGACUGCUCUCAUGUCAAUCUUUCAUUUCCGUCCAGUAGAAAAAAAUUGUGAUCCACGUACAAAAAUCAACAAAUUAUAAUUCC